This is a messenger RNA of Fusarium keratoplasticum, 414 nucleotides long. RefSeq lists its product as uncharacterized. Bases 145 to 414 code for a protein of 89 amino acids. The record is from RefSeq and is a predicted model, not a curated record. NCBI's taxonomy places the organism in Eukaryota, Fungi, Ascomycota, Sordariomycetes, Hypocreales, Nectriaceae. The transcript has 2 exons.
CAGACACUUCCAAUCUCCAACCUCCAGCAUCCAGACAACUCUUGGUCUACUUUAGCAAAGUUUUACACACAACAAAGCCUCACGGUGCAAGACUCUCCAGCUCACACAACAACACCAACAACAACAACACUCAAAACCGCCAUCAUGAGUGCCCCCUAUACAGUUCAGAUCCACCAGAGCUCCAAGGAGCCUUCCAUCCACAGCUCCUACAGCUACUCAUCUGGAUCCUACGUCUCCUCGACAGACUCGACCCCUCGGUCACUUUCCCCUGGAGAGUACCGCGAGUAUGGUGCUGACAAGCACACCACUCAAGUCGCCAAGUCUGGACGAAACACCGUCAUCAACCACCACAAAGUCGGUUUCGAGCAGUACUCGCCCAGCCCAACCUACUCCAACAGCUACUCUCGAUCUUGA